AUGGUGGUCCUCUUCCGAGGGAAUUGCGGCCUUUCCAAAUGUAUAUCGCUCUACAUGGCUUUCAUGGCAAUGGCAGAUCUCCUGGUGAUGAUCCUCUGUGUAAUUGCGUAUCAUAUCGUCAUGUACCAGUUUCCAUUCUCCUUCCUGCCCUACACAUCAGCCUGUAAGGUCGUCCUGUACUUCAAUUCGACCUGCCUGCAAACCUCGGUCUGGUACACUGUCCUGUUCACAGCCGAUCGGUUUGUAGCGCUCUGUUGUCAGAAGCUUAAAACGAAAUAUUGCACGGCGAGGACAGCUGUUGCCGGCAUUAUAACCGUUCCGCUCCUGAUGCAUUUACAGAACGUCCCGUAUCUAUUUCAGUAUAAACCUGUGCGUGUAAUUAACGGUAUUCAAUGGGGCUGUCAGCGGAGCUCCUGGUUCGUGACGUCUCUUGUGGGCGUCGCAUUCUCCUUUCUGCAGAGUAUUUUAACGGUUAUAUCACCUUUUGUUCUGAUAACCCUGUUUAACUGUCUGACGGUAAGGCGCAUUUUAUUAGCCAGUAAAGUACGCCGCGGACUGCGCGGUCACAGCAGUCAAACACAGAAGGAUCCGGAGAUGGAAGGCCGCCGGAAAUCCAUCAUUUUACUCCUUAGUGUGUCCGGCAGUUUCAUUCUGUUGUGGCUGUCGGUCACUGUGAUCUUUCAGAUCACCCGACUCGCAGGAACCGCGCAUUACGAAGGUGAUUACACCGACUCUGCCUAUGUCGCCAUUGAAGCCGGCUACAUGAUCAUGUAUCUGAGUUCCUGCACGAACGCCUGUAUUUAUACAGCGACCCAGGCUAAGUUUAGAGAGGAAAUGCGGCUGGUGUUAAAAUCUCCUUGGACUUUGUUUUUCAUACUGGUUAAAAAAAACACAGGCAAAGCAAAGCACAUGUUCCUAAAGUUCGAAAGUUCAUCACCCACUAAUUCUGCGCAUCGGAAAUCUGUCAUUGGGUCGCGAUGUACAUCUGCGUUUUAUGUGUUUAACAAUAAAGUGUCUCGCUAUUAA
This is a messenger RNA of Mobula hypostoma (lesser devil ray), 1026 nucleotides long. Its product is annotated as allatostatin-A receptor-like. The record is from RefSeq and is a predicted model, not a curated record. Lineage: Eukaryota; Metazoa; Chordata; Chondrichthyes; Myliobatiformes; Myliobatidae. The coding region runs from base 1 to 1026 and encodes 341 amino acids. Gene Ontology annotation, cellular component: plasma membrane. Gene Ontology annotation, molecular function: G protein-coupled receptor activity. Gene Ontology annotation, biological process: phospholipase C-activating G protein-coupled receptor signaling pathway. The transcript has a single exon.